Messenger RNA from Panthera uncia (snow leopard), 2505 nucleotides. It is a transcript of the gene EGFL6, whose product is annotated as EGF like domain multiple 6. Bases 1 to 1974 code for a protein of 657 amino acids. NCBI's taxonomy places the organism in Eukaryota, Metazoa, Chordata, Mammalia, Carnivora, Felidae. The record is from RefSeq and is a predicted model, not a curated record. Gene Ontology annotation, cellular component: membrane. The transcript has 12 exons. Gene Ontology annotation, molecular function: calcium ion binding.
AUGUGCACGGCCCGCCCCGCCCUCCCUGGCGCGCCCGGCCCUGCUGCACGGGGACAGGAGCCGCGCGCGCCUCGCCGGGGCGCCUCCACCGCCCGCUGCGACCGCGCCGGGGAGCGGCGGAGGCCCCGAGCGGCCGAGGAGAGCGGAGGCGGCCGGCCCGCAGCGCCCCGGGGCCCGCGCCCUCCCGAGGGGGCGCAGCAGGAGCGGCGGGAGGCGGCGGAGGGAGGCCACGGCGCCACGAUGCCGCGGCCCUGGGCCCUGGCGCUCCCGCUGCUGCUCCCCUGGGUGGCAGGUGGAUCGGGGGACGCGGCCAGACUAGCAGGAAAGGGUCUCUGUUGCCCUUUCUGUUUUCUCAGUACUAACGGGUGGCUCUUGACCCACAGUGCAAAGGAUCGUGGGCUGUCGACGUCCACACCGCAGCCCGGGCUCUGUCGCUACGGAACUAAGCUGGCCUGCUGCUAUGGCUGGAGAAGGAACAGCAGGGGAGGCUGUGAAGCUUUGUGUGAACCCGGAUGCAAGUUCGGGGAGUGCGUGGGACCGAACAAAUGUAGAUGCUUCCCGGGAUACACCGGAAGGACGUGCAGUCAAGACGUGAAUGAGUGUGGACUAAAACCCCGGCCGUGCCAACACAGAUGUGUGAACACACACGGGAGCUACAGGUGCUUUUGCCUGAGCAGCCACGUGCUCAUGCCGGAUGCCACGUGUGCGAACUCGAGGACAUGUGCCAUGACAAGCUGCCAGUACAGCUGCGAAGACACAGAGGAAGGGCCUCGCUGUCUGUGUCCGUCCUCGGGGCUCCGCCUGGCGCCUAAUGGAAGAGUUUGUACAGAUAUCGACGAAUGUGCCUCUGGGAAAGCUGUCUGCCCUUACAAUCGAAGAUGCAUGAACACAUUUGGAAGCUACUACUGCAAAUGUCACGUUGGUUUUGAACUGAAAUAUGUCCGUGGCCGCUAUGACUGUGUAGAUAUAAACGAAUGUGCUGGGAAUACCCAUCCGUGCAGCCUCUAUGCCAACUGCCUCAAUACCCAAGGAUCCUUCAAGUGUAAAUGCAAGCAGGGAUACAGAGGCAAUGGCCUUCAGUGUUCCGUGAUCCCUGAAAAUUCUGUGAAGGAAGUCCUCACGGCCCCUGGUACCAUCAAAGACAGAAUCAAGAAGUUGCUGGCUCACAAAAACAGCAUGAAAAAGAAGAUAAAAAUCAAAAAUGUCAUCACAGAACCUUCUGGAACUCCUGCCCCUGAGGUUAACCUGCAGUCCCUCAACUCUGAAGAGAGUGUUUCCAGAGGUAGGAACUCUGAUGGAGGAAAAAACCGAAAUGAAGAGAGAAAGAAAGAGGGGCUCGAGGAAAAGAAGAGAAAGGAGAAAACCCUGAAGAACCACGUGGAGCGGGAGCAGAGCCUUCGAGGAGAUGUGUUUUCCCCGAAGGUGAACGCAGCGGGUGAAUUGGGUCUGGUUCUGGUCCAGAGAAAAGCUGUCACAUCCAGGCUGGAACACAAAGAUUUAAAUAUCUCAGUUGACUGCAGCUUUGAGCACGGGGUCUGUGACUGGAAACAGGAUAUAGAAGAUGACUUUGACUGGAAUCCUGCUGAUCGAGAUAAUGCGGUUGGCUACUAUAUGGCGGUUCCGGCCCUGGCAGGCCGCAAGAAGGACAUCGGCCGCCUGAAACUCCUGCUCCCGGACCUGCAGCCCCAGAGCAACUUCUGUGUGCUCUUUGAUUACCGGCUGGCCGGAGACAAAGUCGGGAAACUUCGAGUGUUUGUGAAAAGCAGUAACAACGCCCUGGCAUGGGAGGAGACCAGGAGCAAGGACGAAAGGUGGAAGACGGGGAAAAUCCAGUUGGGGCAAGGGAUCAGCGCUCCCAAAAGUAUCAUUUUUGAAGCAGAACGUGGCAGGGGAAAAGCCGGAGAAAUUGCAGUGGAUGGCGUCUUUCUGGUUUCAGGCUUAUGUCCAGAUCGCCUUUUAUCUGUGAAUGGUUGAAUGUGACCGUGGUCUUUUGCGUCUGUAUAUUCGGCUUUUUAUGUCAGUUCUCUGUUUUCUGAUAUCACACCAGAGAUUCCCCCACUUUAGAAAUACAAACUGAAAAGUUGUAAUGUACCAACAGAAACGUCAUUGUCACACGCCUUUCUUGUAUAAGACGUGCCAAGCGUUGCUUUAAGUGUAGUGCCACUGUGCUUUUAGAAGUAUAAAAACAAACAACAACAACAAAGACUACAGGGAAUUGUUUCUUUGUUUGACUUUCCUGGCACUCCUUGGAAACUGUGACGUCACAGAUAGGUUUUUACCUAAGCGGCUUAGCCUGAUCUUUUACAGCCAAGCUUGUACAUUUAAAUUCUUUGUAAUGACGUUCAAAUAAUUACCUUGUGUCAUGGUUUAAGUUUUCCUAAGGAAGAAAAUGAGUUUUUGAUGCUGUGUUUCAUUACGUGUAUAAUUAUUUGCUUUCCUGGAAAAUGGGGGUUUUAUUCAUUUUCGUUGGAAAUGCUUUGCAUUCUUAAAAAUUCAUAAAAUUAC